Molecule: messenger RNA, 1519 nt
Organism: Melanotaenia boesemani (Boeseman's rainbowfish)
Lineage: Eukaryota; Metazoa; Chordata; Actinopteri; Atheriniformes; Melanotaeniidae
Gene: rcn3
Product: reticulocalbin 3, EF-hand calcium binding domain
Exons: 8
Coding region: 134-1084 (316 amino acids)
Cellular component (GO): endoplasmic reticulum
Molecular function (GO): calcium ion binding
Source: RefSeq, a predicted model, not a curated record
UGAGAUGAGGCCCUGCCCACAGGGCUGAGGUAUUUAGAGGCAAAGACUGCCAACGCGGACGCUGAUCUGCGGGUGUUUGCUGAGGAGCUCGAGGAGGUGGCACAGUUGAUCUGUUUUGGCCCAGAAAUCAGUCAUGAUGCUGCUGAGGUCACUUCUAUCCGCCUACUUGGUCGCCGUGGCCUUUGCAGUCCCUGCCCAGGAGAAGCGCAUCCAUCACCAAGCUGACCUGAGCAACCACAUCCAUGAUGAUGAUCACGGCUACCAGUACGACCACGAGGCCUUCCUGGGAAAGGAGGAGGCCAAGACCUUUGACCAGCUGACCCCCGACGAGAGCAAAGACAGAUUAGCGAAGAUUGUGGACCGCAUCGACACCGAUAAAGAUGGCUACGUCAGCCACGCAGAGCUGCACCACUGGAUCAAACAUCGGCAGAGGAGGUACAUCGAGGAGAACGUCAACAAGAACUGGAAGGACUACGAUCAGAACAAAGAUGACAAGAUCAGCUGGGAGGAGUAUAAAAAUACCACCUAUGGAUACUAUCUGGGUGAGGAGUUCGAUGAUGUGGAAGACAAGGCCACCUAUAAAGCCAUGCUCACCCGGGACGAGCGGCGCUUCAAGUCAGCCGACCGAGAUGGCGAUGGGAUUGCCACGAGAGAGGAGUUCACUGCCUUCCUCCACCCUGAGGAGUUUGACUAUAUGACGGAUUUGGUAGUUCAGGAAACUAUAGAAGACAUUGAUAAGGACAGCGAUGGGAAGAUCAACCUGGAUGAAUACAUCGGGGAUAUGUUCACCCCAGAGGACGAAGAAAGUGAACCGGACUGGGUCCAGACGGAGAAGAAACAUUUCGCUGAGUUCAGAGACACCAACAAGGAUGGAUACCUGGAUGCUGGAGAAGUGGCCCACUGGAUUUUACCAGGAGACGUGGACCAUGCAGACAACGAGGCCAAGCACCUCAUCCAUGAGACGGACACUGAUAAGGAUGGGAAAAUCACAAAGACGGAGAUUCUGUCCAACUGGAACAUGUUUGUGGGAAGUCAGGCAACCAAUUACGGCGAAGAUUUAACAAAGAAGCACGAUGAACUCUGAGCUGCUGCCUUCAUUAUUCACUUCGCAUGCUGAGGAGAUUUCGGUCACCUUGGGUUAAGGGACAGGGUUCUGGUCCGGAGUCCAGGUCCGGUCCUUGGACCCACAUUCACACACACACACACACACACACACACAUACAUACUGUGUAUGUAAGUACUGUCGGUGCUGAGGAACAUGCAGGUCUCUCUGUGGUUGUUUUACUAAUGUUUUUCCUGUUGUCCCAUGGAAAGGUUGAGCUGUGAGCUCCCAGGGUUCCUGACCCAGAUUUUCUCCAACAUGCACUGAUGCUGUUUUUCUAAAAAGGUCAAAAUGUUCAAAUACGGUGCUGAUGAUGUUCUUGUGUUAUGAAAAUAUGUAAAAGUGCAGAAAUGUCCAAGUGGAACAAAGGGAAACAAAGUGAGAAACUUUUCUGACUUCACUAUUAAAAUUCUUGUU